AUGAAUAAAACCCGACGACGAAAGUAUGCGCUGAUAUGGUGGAUCGACUCCGGAGAAACUGAUGUCGUACCUCUGUUAAAUAUACCGAAGCAACACCGUCAAUUACACUCAGAAGGAACAGUAGUAUGGAAAGACCAUAUUACCAAGCAAUCAUCUAAGUCGAAGAUGAAAAAUCAGAAUCAGCUUACUGAUUUGACUAACUGUGCAUCAACUUCAUUAACAUCUUUUAAUGUAAUGCCUUCAAGUCAAUUAUUGUAUCCUCCAAUGCAAAAAAAUAAUCAUUUUACCUUUGCAAGAAGUAGUAUUUCACAUCAACUUAACAUUGAUGAGCCAGCAAUUUACGAGUUUCCAUUUACCGUUCCAGCAACACCUGUUAUUGAAGUUAUAAACAUGCAAAACUUCAAUCAGUCUACAACAAGUCAAAACGCAGAAACAAUAUCUAGUAACAUGAAAGAGUGCAGGAUAAAUGCGAAUAAUCCAAGUCUAGUAACUCCAGCUCAUUCUAAUUUGUCACAACCGGAUUCUAUUCAAGAAGCACCUGAGAUGAUAAGCUCAUUCAAUAAACUAAUUCCAGAAAAAAUUACGUUAGGUGUCGUUGAAUUUGUGGAGGCACUUGCGAUAAAUUUAAGACAUCAAUAUAAUAAAGACGUUAAAGAAAAUGAUAACAGAUCAAAAGAAACAGGAUUUGUGAGAGAACUAUCACCAGGAUCAGGUUUUUACAUUGAUAAAAAUACGAUUUUAAAUAUUGAAGAAAAAUGUAAUCAAGAUUGGCACAAAAUUGUGGUAGAAACUAUAGAUGAAGUUUACGGCAAGGAAAUAAAAAACUUUACUGCUAUUGGACGAAAUUCUCAAACACGCAGAGGAAUUAACAAAAAAUUAUAUAAAGGCCUCUACAAUUGGGUGAAAAAAAUCGAUCAGUCAGUGACUCCAGAUAAAUUUAUAAAGAAAAUAAAUGACAUUGCGAGAAACGAGCGGAAAGUAAAAGAUAAAACUAAAGCUAAGAAUAUAAGGACAAAUAAGAGACAGUACCGCAAAAUUAUCGCUAAUGAGGAUAAAACUGACAAAGAUGAUGAAGAUGAUGAAUAUGAAGAAGAUGAUGAAGAUGAUGAAGAUCAGGAAGAUAAUGAGGAUGGUAAGGAUGAUGAAGAUAAUGCAGAUGAUGAACAUGAUGACAAAAAUGAAAAAGAAAUGGAUACUCUUCAUGAAAAUGAAGAACAAAGAAACUUAACAAGUGACUCCGAAGCAAGUUUUCAAUUAAUUUAUUGA
Cotesia glomerata is the source of this 1266-nucleotide messenger RNA. Its product is annotated as altered inheritance of mitochondria protein 44-like. The record is from RefSeq and is a predicted model, not a curated record. The transcript has 6 exons. The coding region runs from base 1 to 1266 and encodes 421 amino acids. NCBI's taxonomy places the organism in Eukaryota, Metazoa, Arthropoda, Insecta, Hymenoptera, Braconidae.